Messenger RNA from Anopheles maculipalpis, 1257 nucleotides. RefSeq lists its product as uncharacterized. Gene Ontology annotation, molecular function: RNA polymerase II cis-regulatory region sequence-specific DNA binding; DNA-binding transcription factor activity, RNA polymerase II-specific. The coding region runs from base 1 to 1257 and encodes 418 amino acids. Gene Ontology annotation, biological process: apoptotic process; regulation of transcription by RNA polymerase II. Gene Ontology annotation, cellular component: nucleus. The transcript is spliced from 3 exons. NCBI's taxonomy places the organism in Eukaryota, Metazoa, Arthropoda, Insecta, Diptera, Culicidae. The record is from RefSeq and is a predicted model, not a curated record.
AUGUCCGUACCAUCGAUGGAUGAUGACUUCAUCUACAGCGAUGCUACCAUUGGCGAUGAGGAUAUGUUUGCGACCGGUGGUGCUUCGCAACUGAGCAUAUUUAACAGUGAAGUGCUGCAAACACACAUUAUGCAGUUCGUCGAUGAGGUGAUCGAUGACAACCUCGCACUGACUACCUUAUCGCAGGAAACUCUGCCUGACAUAAAGCUGUCCCUGCCAAGCGCACUGAAUCCGACCGGCAAAUAUCCUUCCGCGGACGAGUUCUGUCACGAGGACGUAUCGUGUACGGUGGUGCCAUCCAGCAAGCAGGGCAGUGGCUUCAUUUACUCCCAGCAGCUGCAGAAAAUGUACCUUAAAACGGACAGCAUCUGCUCGUUUGACGUCAAGUGUGAGCUGCUGGGCAGUUCGCUUACGCCACGCGACUGGAGCGUGCGCGUAAUGCUGGUAUCGCUCGCACCGGAAUCACAGCACGAACCGAUCAUGCGCUGCCACAACCAUCUAGCCAAAGAUAAUGGACCGGAACGCGUCAAGAAGUACGUGGUGCGCUGUAAGAACGUCCAGCACGAGUACGUCGGGGAGGCCAAUGGGCCAUUCUUUGAGGAUCGCUGUGCGGUGCUGGUGCCGCUCGAUCCGGACGAACUGAGCGUAAAGAUAAUGCUGCAGUUUGUGUGUCAGAAUACGUGCUUUAACGUGAACCAACGGCGUACCGCGCUGGUAUUUACGCUGGAAAACAGCGAAGGGCUUGUUUGGGCGAGGCGUGUCGUGCAGGUUAAGGUAUGCAUCAACUAUCGGCGCGAUAUGCAGAACGAGGAGAAUGCGACCAGAAACAGUACCACCAAUCUUUCGUGCCUUGCUGGACCGAGCAGUACCGGUAGUAAUGGGGCGAUGACGAUGGCCCGGCGGCGGAAUAAAACGAGCUUCACGCGCAAACGACGGCAACCGGUUGUAAAGGUAGAGGGUACUGCCGGGAGUGGUCCUAAAGUGAUGCGCACAACAGCAACAACAACAGCUUCAUUCCAGCCACUGCCGAGCUUUGAACCGUGCCUGGUUGAAUUUGAAAUGCCCAACAUACGCAUGGCCAAGCGCGUGAUGGACAAUGCAAUCGGUAUGCUGUCGAUGCAGGUUUUGCGGGUUCAGGGCGAUCGGUAUACGACGGACAAGCUGAUGGAGUAUAUCAACAACAUUCGAACGAAACGUGAUAUGCUGACGGCGUACAACAGUCAGUGUAGUGUGGACAGUGACCUGCUUAACAUUUAA